GUUUCCCCUCUGGCAGAGCUGCCAUGGGACCAGCCCAGCGACAGCUGCCAGGAGUACAGUGACUGGAAGGAGAGGAAAACCUACCUCCCGCCUUGGAAGAAGAUUGAUUCUGCACCCUUAGCUUUGCUGCACAAGAUCCUGACGGAGAGCCCUGCGGCAAGGAUCACCAUUCCUGAUAUCAAGAAGGACCGGUGGUACAGCAAACCCCUCAAGAAGGGCGUCAAGCGGGCUCGUGUGUCCUCAGGAGGGGUCACUGAGUCUCCUGGUGGCUUCUCCAAGCACGUCCGAUCCGAUAUGGACUUCUCACCGGUGAAGAGCCCACUUGGCGAGGAGAAGGUGAGCUACUCCACAUCACAGCCGGAGCCCGGCACUGGUGGGAUGCUCUGGGACUGUGGAGCAGCCACCAUCGACAAGCUGGUGCAGGGCAUCAGCUUCUCCCAACCCGCCUGCCCUGAGCACAUGCUGGUCAACAGCCAACUCCUUGGCACUCCGGGCUCCUCACAGAGCCCGUGGCAGCGCCUGGUGAAGCGGAUGACGCGCUUCUUCACCAAGCUGGAUGCCGACGGCUCAUACCGUGCCCUGAAGGAAGUGUGUGAGAAGAUGGGGUACGGCUGGAAGAAGAGUUGCACCAACCAGGUCACCAUCUCGACCACGGACAGGAGGAACAACAAACUCAUCUUUAAGGUGAACCUGGUGGAGAUGGAGAGCAAGAUUUUGGUGGAUUUUCGCCUCUCCAAGGGCGAUGGCCUGGAGUUCAAGAGGCACUUUCUGAAGAUCAAGGGCAAGCUCAGCGACAUCGUCAGCACCCAGAAAGUCUGGCUGCCCACCAC
Molecule: messenger RNA, 830 nt
Organism: Nestor notabilis (Kea)
Lineage: Eukaryota; Metazoa; Chordata; Aves; Psittaciformes; Psittacidae
Gene: CHEK1
Product: checkpoint kinase 1
Exons: 7
Source: RefSeq, a predicted model, not a curated record